This is a messenger RNA of Harpia harpyja (harpy eagle), 3441 nucleotides long. RefSeq names its product glycerol-3-phosphate acyltransferase 4 (gene GPAT4). Gene Ontology annotation, biological process: triglyceride biosynthetic process. The transcript has 13 exons. Bases 1799 to 3166 code for a protein of 455 amino acids. Gene Ontology annotation, cellular component: endoplasmic reticulum. Gene Ontology annotation, molecular function: glycerol-3-phosphate O-acyltransferase activity. The record is from RefSeq and is a predicted model, not a curated record. NCBI's taxonomy places the organism in Eukaryota, Metazoa, Chordata, Aves, Accipitriformes, Accipitridae.
GCCUACGCUUGCCCAGCGGUCAUCACGCGUGGGUGCCGGCCACGCGUGCUGCCCGGUGUGUGGCCUGCCCUGACGGGCCACAGCUGGGUGACACGGUGAAGGAAUGCAAUAACUGAGCCCCUCUUAGGGCAGGGGCUGCCAGCUCAGGGGGCCGGUCAGACCAGUUUGCCGGCACGAGACCUGGUUCUUAUGGGUGACUGCUCUGGCAUAAUGGGCAGUUACACGCGUGGCUGUAGAGCUGCCUCUCCCAGGACGUGGUUUAUGCAGGCAUGUGCCUUCCUUUGAAGCGCUAAAAAUGUUCUUGGCGUUACAGGUGUAGCAGUGCUAAGCCAGCAGCUGGAACACGCUGUACAGGGGAGCAACAGGAUCUUCCCAGACCCUCUUCUCUGCUCCUGUGUGCUUGUUGGGUACCUGUUAAAUCCUAUCCUCAGGUUGAUACUCCGUAGCCAGGUGAAGGCGGUAUCCCGAGGGAAGUCUCCCCCGAGCAGACUGGUCUCUUUUUACUAGCCUCAGCUGGCCUUGCGCAUACCUGUGCUGCGGAGGGCAUCCUCCCCCAGAAGGGCUGUAAUGCCGGGUGUUUGACCUUUGACUGGUCCCCGUGCCCCAACAAGUUCCACUUUGGCUAAUCAUCAGCAGUAAUUUGCCCCUUGGGCUAACUUCCUGUCCUGAACUGUUUGUAAAGCUGCCCUGUGCGACAGGGAGGCGAGAUGUGUGUAUAGUAGUAGAGGAAGUGAUGCCUUCCCAGGAAUCUGGGUACCUGGCUAGCUCAGUGCUCUCAGAUGCCUCUGAAAUGAGAGAGGCGAUAAGAUCUUCGUCAUGAGGAAGGGUUUUCUGUCACUCCAUUGGCUCCUUUCCGGUACUUGGGACCUGAUUGCAGUGUCCUGUGCUUAGGUGUGGUUCUGGAUGAGUCUGCUCAAUCUGAGGUGUGGAUGGUAUGAAAAUACAGGACAAGUGGCAGCAGGGGGUGAUUCCCAAGUCUGUGACAGUGCCAGGCGGUAGCUGGAGUGCCAGUCCGAGUCUGCUGUGUUUCAGGAGCUGCUCUGAGUGAUGUGACCUCAGCCUUCCAGUGCUGGUGGCAUGUGAGUGCCUCGUCUGCCAAGAAGCCAACUCGCUGUUUGAAGAGCUUUCCAGGGACACAGGCUUCAUUCGUGUCUGUAACGACCCUUCAGCGUGGAUGGAUGCCAGGGGCCUCCGGAAUUAAACUUGUUCCAGGCGUCAUGCAAAGAUCUGUGCUAGUGCCUGUGUCCUCACGGAAAGAACAAUAAUAGCUCCACAUACGGUAGGCUCCGGCAAGUGCCAACUCCCUCGAUCUCCUCCAAUGCAGGCUCAGGGAUGGACUCCACCUUGUCCCUGUGAAGAGACUCUGCAUGCUCUCAGCAGCCAGAAGGGGAUUCUGCUGCCAGCUUCUUCACAAGCUGCCCCACAGCAGGACUUGCUUAGCGGCGCCUUGGGAGGAUAUCCGUUCACGCAGUUGUGUCACUGCAGCGCCCACUGCACGCCCAUGGAGGAACCUGUGUGCGUGUUCCGUCGUCUUUGAGCUCCUCAGCCCGCCCUGUCUGAACUCACCUGGGCUCCUGGCAGACUGUUUGCUUGCUUUCCCAACUGCUCUCCCUGAUCCCGUUGCGUUCCCUCUCUUGCAGAGCCCAAAAAGGAUGUGAACUUUGGAAUGGGGUCUGUGAGCAGGCUGCGGACUUGGUGCAUGUGCAAGACUGUUGCUGAAUAACAGGAGGACUGGUUAAUCGCUGCGGGCAGCCCUUCUGUCUGGCUGCAGGGCACCAGCCUUGCCUGGCCCUUCACCAUGUUCCUCCUUCUCCCCUUUGACAGCCUGGUUGUUAAUCUCUUGGGGAUUUCCAUAACUGUCCUCUUCACUCUGCUUCUGGUUUUCAUCAUUGUGCCAGCAAUUUUUGGAGUCUCCUUUGGCAUCCGCAAGGUUUACAUGAAAACUUUAUUAAAGGUUUUUCAGUGGGCGACACUGAGAAUAGAGCGUGGUGCCAAGGAGAAGAACCAUCCAUUAUACAAGCCCUAUGUCAAUGGUAUCAUUGCGAAGGAGCCAACGUCACUGGAAGAGGAGAUCAAGGAGAUCCGCCGGAGUGGCAGUGGCAAAGCCCUGGACACCCCUGAGUUUGAGCUCUCGGAUGUCUUCUAUUUCUGCCGCAAAGGCAUCGAGACCAUCAUGGAUGAUGAAGUGACCAAGAGGUUCUCAGCUGAAGAGCUGGAGUCCUGGAACCUGCUCAGCAGGACCAACUACAACUUCCAGUAUAUCAGCCUGCGCCUCACUGUACUCUGGGGACUGGGUGUGCUCAUCCGCUACUGCUUUCUUCUGCCCCUCAGGAUAGCCCUGGCGUUUACUGGCAUCAGCUUGUUGGUGACUGGUACUACAGUGGUGGGAUAUUUGCCAAAUGGAAGGUGUAAGGAGUUCCUGAGCAAGCAUGUCCACCUGAUGUGUUACCGGAUCUGUGUGCGUGCCCUCACAGCCAUCAUCACCUACCAUGACAGAGAAAACAGACCCCGAAACGGAGGCAUCUGCGUGGCCAAUCACACAUCUCCCAUUGAUGUGAUCAUCCUGGCCAGUGAUGGCUACUACGCGAUGGUGGGUCAGAUCCACGGAGGGCUUAUGGGUGUGAUACAGAGAGCCAUGGUGAAAGCUUGCCCCCACGUCUGGUUUGAACGCUCUGAGGUCAAAGAUCGUCACCUCGUCGCCAAAAGGCUCACAGAGCACGUCCAGGACAAGAGCAAACUGCCUAUUCUUAUCUUUCCGGAAGGAACCUGCAUCAACAACACAUCUGUGAUGAUGUUCAAAAAGGGGAGCUUUGAAAUUGGAGCCACGGUUUACCCUGUAGCCAUCAAGUAUGACCCACAGUUUGGAGAUGCCUUUUGGAACAGCAGCAAGUAUGGCAUGGUAACCUACCUCCUUAGGAUGAUGACCAGCUGGGCCAUCGUCUGCAGUGUCUGGUACUUGCCCCCAAUGACCAGGCAGCCUGAAGAGGACGCUGUCCAGUUUGCCAAUCGGGUGAAGUCAGCCAUUGCCAGGCAGGGGGGCCUCGUGGAUCUGCUCUGGGAUGGAGGACUGAAGAGGGAGAAGGUGAAAGACACAUUCAAGGAGGAGCAACAGAAACUCUACAGCAAAAUGAUUGUAGGCAACCAUGAAGACCGGAGUCGCUCCUGAGCCCUCUGCCUCCAGCACUGUUACUGGGCCUGGCCAGAGCCUUCUGCCUCCAGCACGAGCCAAGUCUUGCCUGAAGCAGCUCCGAAUCUUUGGACUUUGGCUACUCCAGAGCUGCUUGGACUUGCUCCUUCAUCCUCUGGCUGUUCCUUCCCAGAGGCACUAUUACUGCCUAGAGUCUUUAGGCCCUGGGCAGCUCUUGGCAAAGAUGCCUUCUUGUUACUGUUACAGUGAAGCCCCUUGCAGGGGCAAUAUUAAAUGAAACACUUAUGGUGUCA